ACUAAAUCCCGAGUCCAGUCGAAGAUCUGCCGUCCGUUUACUUGAACCGACAUUAGUGGACGGAAGAUUGAGCGCAAGCAUAGAUACUUAUAUGCGGAAGAAUCUAUAAAGCCUCAGACGAAACCCCUCCGCGCUCUCGCUCUCGCUCUCGCUCUCGCCGAUGGAGUAGCGGAUGAGGCCGAGGACGAUCCUCGAUUUCUGACGACUCAAGAAACCCCUAUCAGCGUCUCCCAGGUUUAAGAGAUGAAUUUCGGCGAUCUUUCUCUCUACUGGUAAAACCGACGGAUUCUUGUUCUUCUUCGCCUCUCCCCGGUCUCCGCGAGCCGUGGACUUCGAUCGGGAUCUUGAAUUCUGCCUAGAGGAAACAAUGCUCCAGCGACAUGUAAUUCCUGUUGGACUACAGUGACUGAAGAUACGGAUAAUAAAAAAUGGGCGGUCUCUGCUGCCGUUCAUCCAGAAGUGGUGAAUCAGAUAGAGAACCAGUUUAUUGCUAUUGCCCGCAAGAUUUAGAGGUGUAUGGCCCAUUGUCUACCACCCAUGGUACAUCUUCUGUAGUCUCUGAUGGACUCCUUGUCGAUACAAAUUUGGAGACAUCUAUUCCAGAUGCUUACCAGGCACCUCCUGCACCAUUGCCUUAUGAUGUGCGCUUAGCAAGUUCACGAACGUCACCUGGAAGUUUAGAAAAUUGUGGAAACAAGACUGAUCAUGUGCAUCCAGCAGACUCCCAACCAACACGGGAAACUGAUGAAAUGUUAGAAGGUUCAGAUACAUGUGGGGCUUUAGAAAAGUCAGACUGCAAGAGUAAAACUGAUUUUGAGCAUGACUCCCCUAAAACAGAAGAUGAACCUUCCAAGGUGGAUGCACCUAUUGCUUCAGCUACUGAUGAGGAAGAUGUUUGCCCCACUUGUCUUGAAGAGUAUGAUGCAGAGAACCCUCGCAUUUUAACAAAGUGUGAACAUCAUUUUCACCUCUCUUGCAUUCUUGAGUGGAUGGAGAGGAGUGAUACUUGCCCCAUUUGUGACCAGAUCAUGAUGAUCGAUCAUAUGUCUAGUGGGUAGCACUGGAUAUCUACAAUGGUGAGGUUUUAGUUUUCAGGCCCUUUGGAGUGGAUGCCAGCCUGAACAGAAGUAUUGUCUACUCAUCUUUACACUAAUAAUUGGCGGAAGCAAAUGUCCCUACGGUAGUCUGUUCAUAAUAUGAAGUUUUCGACUCUCAAGUAUCAAUAUUGUGGGUCAAAUUUUUUUGGAUUGCCUAAAGGAAAAUAGGUAAAAGUGAAAUGUUUUGCUUUGUUCUGCAUCAUUCCUGUAAAGCUUUAAAUUUUUUUGUGAUGCUGAAUGGCUGGCAGAUGGAAUUUAAGAUGUGGUGGUCGCAUGCCAGGUCUGGAUGUGAGACUAGAAAUUCUUUUGCCCUAUUUCUGAAGCUUUUAUUUUUCUUUUUUUGUCCUGGCUUGUCUUCCAGUGAGUUGGUUGUAUUUUAUAUAGUUCAGGCAAUUUCUCAUCUGCCAUGUAUAUUGGAGUUGUAUAGGAAUUCCCCCCCCCCCCUCCCUUUUUUUGUGAUGUUUCUUGUCCAGUGUAUGAAAGAUGCACAGUGAUCCGUAAGACACAUUUUGUUUUUGUUUCAUAUAGCUGAAGAAUAAUGAUCUUCGUUAUGUUAUAAAAAA
Phoenix dactylifera (date palm) is the source of this 1660-nucleotide messenger RNA. Its product is annotated as putative E3 ubiquitin-protein ligase RHB1A. The record is from RefSeq and is a predicted model, not a curated record. Gene Ontology annotation, molecular function: ubiquitin-protein transferase activity. NCBI's taxonomy places the organism in Eukaryota, Viridiplantae, Streptophyta, Magnoliopsida, Arecales, Arecaceae.